AUGUGGACGAACAGCUUAACCUCGUUUUUCUUGCUUUGCUUAAUAAGCGCACACCUGAAUUUUUUCUUCGGGCAAGACAACCACUCCCUGGGAGGACACCUUACGACAGAUAGAAUUGCACACAAUGAGCCCGCAUUACGAAAUCGUAUGCUCCAAGAAGCCAAGCCUUACUGCGACCAGUGGACAGAAUGGUCCGAUUGUUCAAAGUCCUGUGGCAUGGGAGUUAAAAUGAGGGUUCGAACGAGCAGCCAAAAGGAACACUCCCGAGAAUGCUCCAACAUUAAGGAAACUGCAGUUUGCUUCAAUGACAAUUGCGCAGAAUUGAUGGGAGCAAGAGAACGAGACGAAAAGGAGCAAAGAGAAAAUGAAAUAAGAAAUACUAGGCGAAAGUAUCUGCUAAUUUUUGGCAUCUUUUCAGCCAUAAACAUAGUCAUACUGCUCGUAUGUGUAAUUAUGUCCAUCAAGAGAAAAGUCAUCUAA
Messenger RNA from Plasmodium knowlesi strain H, 480 nucleotides. RefSeq names its product thrombospondin-related sporozoite protein, putative. The transcript is spliced from 3 exons. The record is from RefSeq and is a predicted model, not a curated record. Gene Ontology annotation, biological process: signal transduction. Lineage: Eukaryota; Apicomplexa; Aconoidasida; Haemosporida; Plasmodiidae. Bases 1 to 480 code for a protein of 159 amino acids.